AUGGCGUCCGACGAGGAUGACGACUACAUGAACAUGACCUUCGGCGAGGAGCCGCCCAAGCCCACCGAGACCUCGCUGCAGCGGCGCCAGCGCCUCAAGCGCGAGGGCGAGAUCAAAGCGCACGCCAAGUCGAAAGCCGUGCUCGCAGCCGAGGAGCGCGAGGCGCGCGAGGCCGCACUAUCAAAAUCGCUGCUCGAGGACGCCGCGGCCAAGAAGAGCAAGGGCCUCGCCAUGAUGGCCAAGAUGGGCUUCAAGAAGGGCGGCACGUUAGGUAGCGUUGAUAAUGCUGAGAAUGCGCGCCGCGAGCCUAUUAGGCCGGAGAUGAAGGACGAUCGUGGUGGUAUUGGGCUGGAUUCGGAGCGCAAGCGGAAGCUGGAUGAGGUCGUGGAGGAAGAGCUGAAGAGGGUUAGGGUUGAUGAGAAUGAGUUUCGUGAUCGUGUGCGUAGGGAGCGCGAGCAGGCGAGGAAUGAGAGCCUGGUUUAUGCUGCGAUGAAGGUGUGCGAGCGCAUGGACGAGGAGGCGCAGGCGCAUGCGGGCGGUGCCUAUGCGGAGGCGAAGGUGGAGACGGAAGCGGGUGAGACGGCGGCAAAGAAGAAGAAGAAGAAGACGCUGUCGACACGGCCACUGAAGUCGAUCCCGGUCGUCUGGCGGGGGCUCAUCCGCCGGCGGGAGGAGGCCGAGCGCGACCGCCGGAUGAAGUACGACCUGGAGCAGAGCAGCUCGACAUCGCGCCUGCCGACCUACGAGGACGACCUGGAGGAGGAGGACGACAAGCGGGCCAUGGGCAAGCUGAGCACCACCCACGCGCAGGUGGAGGACCUGGACGAGGAGGAUCCGGAGCUGGACGAGUUCAACGCGCUUGAGGCUGGCGAGAGGCUGCGGCUGCUGGUGGAGUAUCUGAGGAAGGAGUAUCUGUAUUGCUUCUGGUGUAAAUGCGGGUACGAGGAUGAUGCUAUGGAGGGCUGCCCGGGGAUCACGGAGGAGGAACACGACUAG
Messenger RNA from Anthostomella pinea, 996 nucleotides. Lineage: Eukaryota; Fungi; Ascomycota; Sordariomycetes; Xylariales; Xylariaceae. The record is from the annotation of a GenBank genome assembly.